AUGGGAAAAAAAGGAGAGAAGCAGUUUAGGUGGUCAAAGCCAAUGGAAUAUUUGAUGUUGGAGAUCUUAGCGGAUGAAGUGAAGCAGAGAAAUAAAUCAACCAAUCAGUUUAAGGUUAUCUCAUUCAAUCGUGUUUCGAAUGCCAUUAAUGAACAAUUAGGAAUGGACUGUUCUCUAAAGCAUGUGGAGAAUCAUCUCAAAACGCUAAGAAGCACAUGGAAUAUAGUGCAAACUUUACUAAACAAAAGUGGUCUUGGAUGGGAUGACAACUUGAAGAUGAUUACUGCUAGUCCCAGAGUGUAUGCAAUGCAUAUUCAGGCGCAUCCUAGUCAUGAUAAGUUCAUCAACAAGAAGAUUGAUAUGUUUGAAGAAAUGUCUCUUGUUUGUGGGAAUGAUCGAGCUAGGGGUGAUUGUGCUAAGUCGUUUGAAGAUAUAGGCUUGGAUUGUAGUUUAGAGAAAGGUAUUGAAGAUGAGAUUGAAGGACCGUCUAAGGAGAAUGGAGUGCAAGAUGCGAGUGAAACUUCUCAAGUCAAGUCAAGUCGUAAAAGAAAUCGUCCUUCUAAUGUGCAAGGUGUGGUCGGUGAUAUUUCAACAAAACUUGGAGAAGUGGCAGCAGCAAUAAGUAAGAUAGCUGAUAGCCGAUUAGAUGUGACAGUUUUGUAUGAAGAAGUUAUGGCAAUUGAAGGUUAUGGGGAAGAGUUCUUAGGGGAUGCUUUUGACUAUUUGGUACAAAGUGAUACUUUAACUAAGGGAUUCAUGGCUAAAAAUCAAAAUCUUCGUAAGGUUUGGUUGGAAAGAUUCAAGUGACUACAUAAAUAGAAUAUAUAAGUGAAUAGGAAGAACAUAACUCUAUAUAGUACUACUAUUAUUAGAGGACUUGAUAUCUUUUUGCUUGAAUUUGAUUUGUGUGCUUGAGACAAAGUUGUUUUACAUGUUUACAAAUUGUUAGUUUGUUGAUUUAAUGGUGUUAUUGAA
Molecule: messenger RNA, 975 nt
Organism: Solanum pennellii
Lineage: Eukaryota; Viridiplantae; Streptophyta; Magnoliopsida; Solanales; Solanaceae
Exons: 2
Coding region: 1-807 (268 amino acids)
Source: RefSeq, a predicted model, not a curated record